Molecule: messenger RNA, 2010 nt
Organism: Cuscuta europaea
Lineage: Eukaryota; Viridiplantae; Streptophyta; Magnoliopsida; Solanales; Convolvulaceae
Source: the annotation of a GenBank genome assembly
UUUUCUUUAUUCUAAGACAAGUAUAUUCACCAUAAUAAAUCCCCAAAAUAUAAUACUCGAGACUUCUUGAUUUUUUCUGUAAAAAAAAGACUUCUUGAAUUUAUCAACAAGACAAGAUUCUCUGUGACUCGUCCAUUAAUGGCGUCCUCGACCUCAUCAGGAACUGAAGCAAGAGAGCCUCCAAAGCCGAAGCCCAAAUGGGUUCUACCCCACCGGACCGAACCUCUGCAGAAACUGUACACCAUAGGGAAGAAGCUGGGGCAGGGGCAGUUCGGUACAACUCAUCUCUGCACGGAAAAGGCAACAGGCACGCCCUACGCCUGCAAGUCCAUUCCCAAGAAGAAGCUUUUCUGCAAGGAGGACUAUGAGGAUGUUUGGAGGGAGAUUCAGAUAAUGCACCACUUAUCCGAGCACCCUAAUGUUGUGAGGAUAAAAGGUACUUAUGAAGAUGCUCUAUAUGUGCACAUUGUGAUGGAACUGUGCAGUGGAGGGGAGCUAUUUGACAGGAUAGUGGAAAAGGGGCAUUACAGUGAGAAGGAGGCUGCUAAGCUGCUCAGAACCAUUGUUGGUGUUGUGGAGGCUUGUCAUUCUUUAGGGGUUAUGCAUAGAGAUCUCAAGCCAGAGAACUUUUUGUGCCUCAGUACAGAUGAGGAUUCCAUUCUCAAGGCCAUUGAUUUUGGCCUUUCUGUUUUCUACAGACCAGGUGAAAUAUUCUCGGAUGUGGUCGGAAGUCCUUACUAUGUAGCACCAGAGGUUUUACGCAAGUAUUAUGGACCCGAAGCAGAUGUAUGGAGUGCCGGGAUUAUGUUGUACAUUCUCCUUAGCGGUGUUCCACCUUUUUGGGCAGAAACUGAUGCGGGGAUAUUCCGCCAAAUAUUGCAAGAGAAACUUGAUUUAGAAUCAGAUCCAUGGCCAGUCGUUUCAGAUAGUGCCAAAGAUUUGAUACGUAAAAUGCUUGAUAGGAAUCCCAACACCAGAUUGACAGCACAUGAAGUUUUGUGCCAUCCUUGGAUUGUGGAUGACAAAGUGGCACCUGAUAAGCCUCUUGGCUCUGCAGUUCUUUCACGUCUUAAACAAUUCUCUGCAAUGAAUAAACUUAAGAAAAUGGCUUUGCGAGUAAUUGCUGAGAGGCUAUCAGAAGAAGAAAUUGGCGGUCUCAAGGAGCUCUUCAAAAUGAUAGAUACAGACAACAGUGGAACUAUAACCUUUGAAGAGCUCAAAGAAGGUUUGAGACGAGUUGGAUCAGAACUUGUAGAGUCUGAGAUCAAGGACUUAAUGGAUGCUGCAGACAUUGACAACAGUGGGGCAAUAGACUAUGGCGAGUUCCUUGCUGCUACUGUGCACUUGAACAAGUUGGAAAGGGAGGAAAAUCUUGUAUCUGCCUUCUGUUUCUUUGACAAAGAUGGAAGUGGGUACAUAACCAUUGAUGAGCUUCAAGUAGCCUGUAGAGAAUUUGGUCUAAGCGAGCUUAAUCUUGAUGAUAUGAUCAAAGAAAUUGAUCAAGAUAAUGAUGGACAAAUCGACUAUGGAGAAUUUGCAGCAAUGAUGAAGAAAGGCAAUGGAGGCCAUGGAGGCUUUGGAAGGAAAACUAUGAAAAAUACUUUAAAUUUGGGAGACGCGCUAGGAUUUGUAGACUGUAAGGAAAACCCUUGAAAGUUGAAACCUUAAUACUAAUUAAAACAAAUUGGCUGAUCCUUUUUCUUUCCUACCUAAACCUUUGAAUGCAAUAUCUUUUUAGCAGAAAGACAAUUUAGGCUUUGUAACUUUCUAAGAAUAUAUUUUCAUUCAUUCAAUCAUCAUCAUCAUCAGUCCAGUGCCGCAACGGUUCCCACCUAUGGUGGGAUAAGAGGUGGUCGGAUGCACACAGUCUUACCCAUGUACUAAAGCAUAGACUGUUUUCAGAUGACCCAUAGCGGAAAAUAUUUCAUGGAUUCUCCCGUGUGAAGUCAGUGGAACCAUUUUUUCGAAAAUAAAUUAGUUUUCCAGGUUCUUUGAAUCUUUGUGGAAAAU